Molecule: messenger RNA, 3051 nt
Organism: Sebastes umbrosus (honeycomb rockfish)
Lineage: Eukaryota; Metazoa; Chordata; Actinopteri; Perciformes; Sebastidae
Gene: chadlb
Product: chondroadherin-like b
Exons: 11
Coding region: 131-2452 (773 amino acids)
Cellular component (GO): extracellular matrix
Molecular function (GO): protein binding
Source: RefSeq, a predicted model, not a curated record
CGGAGUUUGUUUUGGAUGGGGGGACAGCCAGGGGAAGAGAAGCAGAGAGAGCAGAGACCGUGAGAGAGUCACGUAGACGGCCAGUAGACGACCAGCAGCUGGACGGAACCACCACCAAAGCGAAGCAAAGAUGUUCUCCCAUCUCUGUCCUGACACCCUCUGGGUCGUCCUGCUCCUCCUCUGCAUCCCUGCAGCACACACAGCAAAAUGUCCACAGCAGUGCGUCUGUGAUCAGAUCCAGCUCACUGUGACCUGCAUCAACAAGAACCUGACCCAAGUUCCUCCUACUGUUGAUGAGAUCACAGUGAAAUUAGAUCUUCGAGGCAACGACAUCCAGGAACUCCCCAGCGGGGCUUUCAAACACACUCCCUACUUGACUCACCUGUCGAUGCAGCGCUGCAACAUCCGCAGGGUGAAGGAGGGGGCUUUCCGCGGCCUCGGUCGCCUGGUCUUCCUCAACCUGGCCAACAACAACAUUGACAUCCUCUACCAGGAGUCAUUCGACGGCCUGCCCUCGCUGAAGCAGCUCAUGGUCGACCGUAAUCGCGUGGAAGAGAUCCAGCCCGGAGCUUUCUCUCAGCUCGGCUUCCUCAACCUGCUCUCCCUUACACACAACCAGCUGGUCUACAUCCCCAACAUGGCCUUCCAGGGCUUGCAGAACAUCAAAUGGCUUCGACUAAGUCACAACUUAUUAAACUACCUGGACACCGAGGCCUUGGCCGGUCUGUUCACGCUCACCCGUCUCAGUCUGGACCACAACGAGCUGCAGUUCUUCCCCACGGAGACCAUGACCAGACUGCCAGAGUUGACCCGUCUUGAUCUGAGCUACAACCCGAUGACGUACCUCGGAGAGGAGGUGGUGUCCAUGGCCAAACUGACCCACCUCUUCCUGGACCACAUGUCCUUGCAGGACAUGGCCAACUCGGCUGUAUCAAAAUGCCCCAGCCUCGUCCACCUGGACAUCAGCUACAACCAGCUGCGCGUCAUCCAGCCCUUCUCUGAAGGUUCACCCAACCUGGCACGCAUCAACCUGGCUGGGAACCCCAUCUACUGCAACUGCUACCUGCGUCCAUUCAGGGAGUGGUCGAUCCGGAGCAAGGUGAAGCUGAUGGGGACAUGUGGAGGACCGGCUCAUUUUUCAGGAGAGAACCUGGAGGCUGUUCACCCUCCUGAGCUGCGCUGUCAGAGCCAGGAGGCCAUGCUGAAGGCCGAGUUCGAGGAGGCGACCAGGAACUUACCAGCGCCCACGCGAGAGCCAGAGAACAAGGUCAAGUGUCCUGUCAACUGUGUCUGCGAGGCUGAGACGCACCACUCCUCGUGUGAGAACCGCGCUCACACCAAAGUUCCUCGGGGUUUCUCUCCAGACACGCGUCUCCUCGACCUGCGCGGCAACAACUUCCACUACAUCCCUAGCAACAGUUUCCCCGGCGUCGCCCAGGUGGUGUCCUUGCAUCUCCAGCGCUGCAAGAUCGCAGAGGUGGAGGGCGGAGCUUUCAAUGGAAUGAAAGGACUGAUCUACCUGUACCUGUCGGAGAAUGACCUCACAUCCAUCAGCCCUGACGCCUUUAAAGGCCUCCCUCAGCUGACUUACCUCCACCUGGAGAAGAACCGCUUCACCGGUUUCCCCAAAGGAGCCUUCAAACUGGUGCCCAGCGUGUUGGCGCUCCAUCUGGAGAACAACUCCAUCGCCAAGCUGGAGCCGGACAUCUUGACCGGAGCCGAGGGCCUCAGGGCGCUCUACCUCACCGGGAACACCAUCGAUCACAUGUCGCCCAGGGCUCUGGACCAGGCCGGUGACCUGGAUACGCUCCACCUGGGAGGGAACAAGCUGAAGGAGGUGCCCACUGAAGCACUGAGCAAGGCGGGGAACAUCAGAGACCUGAGGCUGUCUGGGAACUCCAUUCGCUGGGUGGGGCCGAACGCUUUCCGACCAUUGGAGAGGUCACUGAAGGAGCUGUAUCUGGAUAACAUGGGACUGGAGAAGAUGUCGCAGAACUCCCUGGCAGGUCUGGGUCCAGGGUUGAGGAGUCUCUUCCUGGAGGGCAACCAGCUGGAGGAGGUGCCCAACCUCCACCCUCUCACUUCCUUGGAGGUCAUCAACUUGGCCGACAACCCUCUGAUGUGUGACUGCCCUCUGCUGCCGCUACGCAUGUGGAUUGAGAAAGUCAACCUGAAGGUACGAGCCACCUGUGCCAAUCCCCCCGAGCUGCGGGGUCGCAGGGUCAAGGACGUCCACGUCUUCAAGUCCUGUCCCGGGGGUGAGAGCCUCCCCUCCCCCCCUGCCGUCACCCCGAAGCCUGCCAAGGCGCCCAAGGCAACCAAACCCAAACCAAUGCACCUCAACGGCCUUCGGAAGGUCAAAAUGCUCAGAGCCAAAUCCAAACUUCGCAAAAGUCCGAACACAAAACCGGCGGCAGCCAAGAAAACCACCAAGACACGCAGCAUGGCCUGAAGCUGCUGCCUUUUGUACUGAUGUUUUGAGACGACCUCCUUGAGGUUAAACCAUGGAUUCAACUCUCUAGAACUGUAACCUGCUGAGGCUGUUUUCCAUCAGCCAGUUUUUGUGCAGUAUUGCCUCUUUGCUGUCUAAUCAAUAGUGUUGGAAAAAGGUCAAAAAGAUUUUCUUAAAUCCAGGGAACCUACACUGAGCACUGCCCUGCUUCACAUUCACAGCAUAAGAUACACAUUACCAGUUCCUCAAGAAGCUCCUGAGCAGCUCUGUUGGAAGUUUUAGUAUCUAAUGAAGUGAAUGACAUUCAUUAGCUUUAGUUACUUGCUCAAAAAUGAUGCAAUCUUUAUGGCUUUACGCUAGUUAUCCUUAACCACUACACCACAACAGCAGAAUGUACUGAACUAGACACCUUGAGACAACAUUCAAAUCUGCAAGUUGAGGAACAGUAUUUUUUUUUUUUUUUAAUAAAUGACUUCAUAUUUACAAGAAAGAAACACAUCUGGAUAUAAAACAGGAAAAAAUAAAACAUUACAACAAACAUUUGUCUGCUAUGUCAACCCAGAAUGACCUUCGGAGUCAUAUUUACAGGUUGGAUGUUA